Molecule: messenger RNA, 4496 nt
Organism: Haliotis rufescens (red abalone)
Lineage: Eukaryota; Metazoa; Mollusca; Gastropoda; Lepetellida; Haliotidae
Product: protein unc-13 homolog D-like
Exons: 27
Coding region: 855-4289 (1144 amino acids)
Source: RefSeq, a predicted model, not a curated record
CGCAGUUCUAAACGUCCGAUAGAUAUCGCGUCCUGUGAAAUAGCGCGUUCUUCAUGCGACCACCUGAACGCGCUUUUAUCAGAUCCAUAGUCACCGGAGAGCUGUUACGUGUUCGGUUGGAGGGGAUUUUUCCCCACGAGCAUCCCUCAAGCGAUGAGGAACGAGAUAGCCGCCCGCUCAGGUUUCUGAAAGACAUCAGCCUUAAGCUGUUCCGGGUGACGAGAGGAGGAAUCUUACAAGUGCGUACCUUAACAGAACAAUGUGUAACGUUGCAUGAGAGUGGGCUAGCAGUUGUGUCACUCACAGAUAGCCUGAACAGACGCAUAUGCCAGUCAGCUACCAGCAACUCGGAGAUAAAGUGUUCAUGCAACAUAUGUCAGUGAGAUACCAGCUGUGUCAUGGAACACAUCAACUCGGAGAUAAAGAGUUGAGACAACACAUAUGUCAGUGAGAUACCAGCUGUGUCAUUGAACACAUCAACUCGGAGAUAAAGAGUUGAGACAACACAUAUUUCAGUGAGAUACCAGCUGUGUCAUGGAACACAUCAACUCGGAGAUAAAGAGUUGAGACAACACAUAUUUCAGUGAGAUACCAGCUGUGUCAUUAAACAUAUCAUCUCGGAGAUAAAGAGUUGAGACAACACAUGUCAGUGAGAUACCAGCUGUGUCAUUGAACACAUCAUCUCGGGGAUAAAGAGUUGAGACAACACAUAUCUCAGUGAGAUACCAGCAGUGUAUAUGAACACAUCAUCUCGGAGAUAAAGAGUUGAGACAACACAUAUCAGUGAGAUACCAGCUGUGUCACUGAACAACCAUAAGUCUUUGAGAAAAACAGAACUCUGACUGUUGAGGUUGAUGGAUAACAAAACCAGAAAGUUGCGAGUUCACGAAAAACUGAGGCGGACGUCUUCGGAGUACCUGUACGUCCCCGACUGUAGCUAUGAUCCGUACAGUGAUGAGAUUGAGAACGAGGCUUUGUUUCGGGGUCUAUUGCGCAGCCUCCUUCAUCCACUCGGCACCCCUGACUCGGAGAUCGGGCUCCGUCCCGGGGACCUGGUGGAUCAUCUCAGACAGGUGUUUGCAAUCGACCAGGACGAUCACGAGUAUUUUAUCAGAGAAGAAGCAAAAAAUAAGCCAACGAAGAUUCAAGUAUGUGCAACGGUGAUAGAAGCGCGAAACCUCAAGGUUGCAGACAAACCGCCGAAAGUGCAGUCCGAGUGCAACCCUUACUGUAUCCUCACCAUUGUGAACCCUACCAAGAACAGCAGGUAUUCCCCAAUAGCAUCCCCAAAAGUCUCCCCUCGUUCCUCCCCGAGGAAUAGUCCACUUCCUUCACGCAGACACCUUCCACCACGAUCCAGCUCACAAGAUUACGGAAGUGAUGUGCUUCGAUCUCAGACGGCGAGGGGAUUCGCUCAGCCAAAGUGGAAUGAAGAGUUCUACUUGGAAAUAGAGGACCUCCUGACAGAUGAACUCCACGUGUGUUUCUUCAGUCAAGACUCGGAUGUCAUUCAUCAGGAAAACAAACACCCGGACAAGGGCGGUAACUUUCUCAAGAGCUUUUUCCGCAACGUCUUGGCUUCUUCAUCAGAUCAUGAUAAAUAUAUACCAGGAUGCAUCGGGCGAAUAGUUGUUCCAGUUCGGGACAUUGCCACAAACAGUGUAGACAGAUGGAUGAAUGUGUUCCCGGUGGGGCCGGUCAGCGCCAGGACAAAACCUGUCGGUCAGUGCCGCGUGCGACUUGCCAUCUCCUACAUGCAGUCAGGUGCGUGUUUCUCCGUGGAGGACUACCACCAGGUGUCGCUCAUCCACCACAAACACGCUGUGAAGAUCAACACGGACUGUACCGACUCUGCGUUACUCUUGUCUCCGCAAAGUCGACGGAUUCUCGACACAUUCGCCAUAGGAAAUAGGAUAUCCAAGCUCUCCCAGUCCAUCCUGGAUCUGACGGUGCUACUGGAGCUGGUGGCAUCCCCGGAGAAAGAGAUUCAGUGUCUGUCGGACACGGUGCUGCACAAGUCGCUGGAGGAGGUGCAGAUGACGUGGCUGGCAAUGCAGGCGUGUGGCCAGGAGCUCACACAGAGGAUGCCGUUGUCCGACUCUGAGAUCUGUCUGUAUCGGACCGGCGCCCGGAACUACAUCAGCUCCCUGACCAGCAAGCUCCAUGAACUGCCGAGUCUCUUCCCUCCGUCAGCAGAGAGUCUUGUCACACUCAAGGGGUCUCUGGGUCUAGCCAUACAUCUCCUCGAGCUGGAUCUCUGGGACUCGUCGUCUUCAACACAAAAUGAACUCGCAGAUAAGCUUCUCCAGAAAUUACAGUCGGACAUUGACCUUUGGAUGACGGAGAAGCUCCAGGAGGUCUACUCGCACAAGAAGGUCAAGGACUCGGUGAUACCGGAAAUGAAAUCCCUGACCGAGUCAAUCAGGUCUCUGGCCUCUCAUUGCAGUCCCCUAGGGGUCAUUACCAAGUUCUACGGUCCCCUGGGGGUGAAGUAUUACAGGGUUGUUGCAUUCAGAACGGAGAGAAAGUUGUCGACGACAGCUCGCGAGAUGAUGUUAGAGAUGGACAAGUACAUGGUGCGCUAUCACAACUUCCCCGUCAACAUCGCCCAGAGCAGCCGCCACUCUCUCGCCCUCUACUUCGCCAUCAGGAAGUUCUACCUCCUCAUCAAGGAGGGGCUCACAGACAGGGACAUGUUCCGCCUGACCAUCAGUCAGUACCAACGCUGGUUCCAGGAAUCUCUGGUGUUCUGGCUGCAGACCUUCAAGACAGAGUGUAUGACCCGGAUGGAGAAGGCACUGGAAAUAGACAAGGAUGUUGUGUUGGUGACAUCACUGGUGAAAUUCUCCAACUCGUCCGUGGAUGUCCUGUCCUGCUUUGCAAAGAUUACCCAGGAGUGGCGGGAGAUUGACUUCAAGGACCCGGACUCCGUGGUGAUGGGCGUCACCAAGAUCACUGACCUAAUCUGUGACGGUGCCCGUCUGUAUGCUGACAAGAUUCACACCAUCCUGGAGAGGAACUGCUAUUACGACCAACAGGAAGAACAAUUUGAUGUCAACGACAGACUGUGCAUCACCCUGAACAACAUCGAGCACGUGCGCCAGUACCUGAAUCAUCUCCCCGAGCUGUUGGAGUGGGAGGAGGUGGGGCAGUCACAGUCGGCGCGUCACGAGGACGCCAAGAUCGGCAGGCAGUCCUUGACGACCCUGAAACGUUUGACUACCACCGCCAACCAGGACAUCCUCAUGAAGUCUUCGUUCCUGCUCCGGGAGAUCGCGGUCAAGAUGAAGACCAACAUUCAGAAACUCAUGGACAUGUUCAUUGUCAAGACCCCCGCGAAGGUUUCGGCUGUAGACAAGACAAUUGGAUACCUGUCUACCAACUUGCAGACUCUAGACGACCGUCUAAUGACGUCUAUUUAUCCCAAGAUGAUCGAGGAGCUGUGGGAGGUCGUACUGCAGAUAUUCUAUGAACAAAUGCAAAUCGGGCAAAAGCCAGACUACUACGAACAUAUGAAGAGGCACCUGGGUGCCCUGACUACGUUCUUCCUGAGUUGUGGGUUGGAGGAGAAAUUAGUCCAGGGUGCGGCGGAAGCACAGUUGAGGGCUCGCAUCCAUCUUAACUGUCAGCAGACUGGGAUUCUCAUGCAGGAAUACUUCCAAGGCCUAGCUAAUGGAAUGAGUACACCUCCAGAAUACCUGGGUCAUCUGGCGAUCAAGGCCGCCUACGUGGAGGAGACCAAGGGUAUGGUCACAAUAGGAGUUAAAGUGAUGCGGGCAAGUGACCUGCCUGGACUGGACAACAGUGGCCUGAGUGACCCUUACGUCUUGAUGAAUCUCCAGCCACCCAAUCUGUUUCACAACGUCAAGCCUGUCCGGACCAAAGUGGUGGAGAAAACUCUAAACCCUAUCUUCAAUGAGUCCUUUCAGUUCCCGAAUAUUCCUUCCAGUCUGUUGACUGAACCUGGCGCGUGCAUUCUCUUCUCCGUCCUCGACCACGACUACAUGGUGUCCGACGACUUUGCCGGCGAAGUGGCCUUAAACAUUUCGGCGCUUCAUCCAAUCAGAGACGAGGAAUAUCUUGAUUCCACCCCUGUUGUCAUGAUGCCCCUGAAACGACCUCAACACGUCGCGGACGGCGCUUUCCAGGUGCUGGAGGAGAGAAGCUCGUGGGAUAAAGAAGCGAAAGCCUUCGUGACGGACAGGUUGAAAUACAUCAUCAACCAGCCCCGAAGGCAGGGAAAAAAUUCUCAAAACUCCUUCUUUUCCUUCUUCGGUCUCGGCACUUGAAGCUUUGUGGACGGACACAUGGGUUCUCAGCUCGGCUUCUCGUGGCUACGAUGUGCGCAUGACGGGAAGUGUCUAUAGGGUGGUUAUGCAAGCUCCUUCCCAGCGCGUGACACCUUCGUUUCACUCUCGGUAACAUCGCUGCCACCAGUGUGGGCGCGGCCAUUUCAAGAAUCUUGAAAGUUGGCCUCUUACCCCAAAUGUAGUAAC